Molecule: messenger RNA, 800 nt
Organism: Syzygium oleosum
Lineage: Eukaryota; Viridiplantae; Streptophyta; Magnoliopsida; Myrtales; Myrtaceae
Exons: 2
Coding region: 1-447 (148 amino acids)
Source: RefSeq, a predicted model, not a curated record
AUGCGUAGGAUUUGGAUGGCUGGGAUUCUCUUUCAAGAUACUCGGGGUGUGUCCAAACCAGGGGGUCCUGUCAAUAGCAAUAGAAGGGAAAAAACUAGACUUGAAUAUCGAAACUCACUCGACAACGAUUCAUUUGCAAUACCGAUCCGCCUUCUUCUUCAUUCAGUCAUCGAGCGCGUCCUCAACGAGCGAGCAAAAGGUGGGAGGCUGACCUUCAAGGGCGAAGCCCUAGCGUCCCGCAGCAAGUCCAUCGACAAGAAGCAAAAGAAGAAGCGCAAGCAGAAGCUCAAGGAUGCCGCCGCCGCUGAGGACAGCGAGAUCGAGCAGCAGCGGGUGGAGGACGGCGACGGCGACGCUGCGGCGGCGGCGGCGGGCCAGGACAUUUACCCCAUCGACGCGGCAAAGAAGAUGAAGUACGAGGAGCUGUUCCCCGUGGAGGCGAGGUAGUUCCGCUACGACCCCAAGUUCAAGGCCAAGACCGUCGAGGACGCACUUGAUGACCGAGUGAAGAAGAAGGCGGAUCGGUACUGCAAAUGAAUCACUGUCGAGUGAGUUUCGAAAAUAAGUGCUGUCUACUUAAAUUAACUAUCGAAAAUAGAAGAAUGGAAUCGGCCUAUUACCUCUCUGAGGUUAAGAUGCUUGCUCUGCUUAUCCUUGUCAAUGUUAUCAUAACACAAAUGCACAGCCAGUGACUAAAUGGUGUGAACCUUCUGCAUGUUAAAUGUAACAAUGGCAUGAUAUUCCGAAAAAUCGGAAGCAAAUCACCAACAAGGCAAGUCCUUUAAUGGUGAAGACGUGUU